AUGAUGGCAUUGAUGAAGCAAGCAGAUUUUUUCUAUUUAUUUGACUCCCAUGCCAGAGACUCUAAUGGCAUGCCUGAUCCUAAUGGCACUGCUGUUGUCAUGAAAUUUGCUAAUAUUCUAGAAUUAGAACAAUAUUUGUAUUCUCUUUCAAUGACAUUACAUGCCAAUUUAUUUGAAAUUGUACCUGUGCAAUUAAAUAUAUGUAAAGCUUCUGAGCAAAAAAGUAAGAGUGUAAAGGAUCAAGAGAAUGUCCAAAAAAAGAGGCUUUUAUUAGAAAAUGAAGGUGAUAAACAAGCUAGACUUAAGAAAGCUAGUGAGUAUAAAAAAAGAAAGCAAUCAGAGGAAACUGACAGUCAGCAAAAAAUAAGACUUAAAAAAUUAUGCGAGUCUAUUAAACAGAAACGUUCAGAGGAAACUGACAGUGAAUGGCAAAUAAGACUUCAAAAAAUGAGUGAGUCUAUUAAACAGAAACGUUCAGAGGAAACUGACAGUGAGCUGCAAAUAAGACUUCAAAAAAUGAGUGAGUCAAUUAAACAGAAACGUUCAGAGGAAACUGACAGUGAACGGGAAUUAAGACUUAAAAAAAUAAGUCAGUCUACUAAACAGAAACGUUCAGAGGAAACUGACAGUGAAAAACAAAUUAGACUUCAAAAGGAUUGUGAGUCUAAAAAAAGAAAGCGGUCAGAGGAAACUGACACCAACAGACAAAUAAGGCUUGAAAAAGAUAGACUUAAUAAAAAACAAAAGCGGGCAAAAAAAGUGUCACAGCCUCAACAUGAAAUAUUAAAUCAACAGGAUUAUUUAAAUAUGUUUGACAACACCAAUAACGGUGGUAUUGAAGAGCAAUGUUGGGCUAAGGCUAACAUUAAUAAGUUUAAUAAGUCUGUGCAAUACAUUGUCAGUCAGUGUACAGUAUGUCAGGAGGCAUGGCCUUUGAAAUCUAAACCAAGGACACCUUAUGUGUGUUCACGAUGCUUUAGAGAUAAAAAAUCUCCAAAAAAAUUUUCUUGCGAAAAUUCAAUGAUAUCUUCAUGUGUUCCGCAUGAAUUGCAGAAUUUAACUCAGAUUGAGGAAAUGUUAAUUGCUCGUGCUUUGCCUAUCAUGAGAGUUUAUAUUAAACCUGGUGGUCAACGAGGUUAUUCAGGACAUUGUAUUAAUCUGCCACAAAAUGUCAAAGAACUUGCAAUGUCUUUGCCAAGAUAUCCUAAAGACUUGGAUGUGAUUAUUGUCAAGGCUAAAGGUAGAGAAAACACGUUCAGAGAUGUGACAGUGCGAAAGCAAAAAGUGCACAAUGCUUUAGUUUGGCUUAUCAAUAACAAUCCACAUUAUUCUGAGUUAUUAAUUAAUGAAGAUGCAUUAAAUUCCUUACCUGAAAAUGGUGUACCACCAGGUCUUAUGACUGUUGAGACUGAUGAUGAUAUUGUCUCAGAUGACAAUUGUUCUCCUGAUGUAGGUCCUCCUACUGAUAAUCCAUCAGAGGAUAUUGUUUAUAAUGACUCUACUGAAAUGAGUAGUUUUUUACCUGUUGGUGAACAACAACAAACGGAAAUUGAAGCUGUUAGAAAUCAGCUGUCUGAAAAUGAACCAAUGCCCUGGCCCUCAGUUGAAAAUGAGCCUUUAAAUGAGUAUCAGAUAUCGCAUCUGGCCACAAUGGCUUUCCCAACAUUAUUUCCAGAUGGGAAAGGUGAUCCUACUAAUCAAGGACUUCUGAGAGAUGUCCCUCUUCAGGAACGAAUAAAGCAUCUUCUAAAAUUUGCUGAAAUUAUUGAUGGUAAAUGGGUAUACCGUUUUGCUAACCACCCCAGAUUUUCUUAUUGGGCGUUUAAUAUGAUUCAAAGAAAACGAAUUUUACAACAAAGUGGAAUAUUCCUCAAACAGAACCCAGGUGAAGCUCAUCUCACAAUUGAAGAACUGCGUGAAAUGGCUGCCAGUAACAAUGCUAAUGUAUUUAUGUCUAAAGUGUCGAGAUAUGUUGGCAAUAUUGCAGGUACUAAUGCUUACUGGAAUAGAGUAAGAGAGGAACUCAAAGCUAUCAUAACUAGUGUUGGAGCACCAACAUUAUUUUUCACUUUCUCCUCUGCAGAUAUGCAUUGGCCUGAGUUACAUGCUUUAUUUAAAGCUGAUACUGACAAUGAGUUAGGUGAUUCUACCAGUGACGUAAGACGACAAAAUGUGAUCAACAAUCCCCAUGUUGUAGAUUGGUUUUUCACAGAAAGAUUAGAAAGCUUUGUAAAACACUGGCUUUACGAUACACUUGGUGCAAAAUGGCACUGGUUUCGAUAUGAAUAUCAAGGUAGAGGUAGUAUCCAUUGUCAUGGUACUGCUAAACUAAAUAAUGACCCAGGUUUGUGUCAACUGACUCAGACUGCUUUGAAAGGUUUCUUAGCUCAAAAAUUUAAAGAUGAAAAUGAUUGUUCUGACACAACUGAACUAGACCAGGAUAUUGAAGCUGGUCAGAAAGCAGCUGACACAGUAUGUCAGUAUGUUGAUUGGUUAUUAUCAACCGUCAAUCCUAAUCCACCAGAUGAGGACAUGUGGAUAAGACCUGAGGUUCAUCCAUGUCAAAGAAGUCAUAAUGACAUUCCAGAACAUGAAAAACAAUCAGAUUAUGUAGAUCUUUUGAACAUGGUUCAACGGCACACUCGUUGUAGUACAAGUUAUUGUCUUAGAAAGAAGUCAAAUGAAACAGAGUUGAAAUGUAGAUUUCACUUCCCUUUUGAUAUUUCUCCUAAGACAAAAUUAGAAUUUGAAAAAAUUCACUCUUCAAGUGAUAAUGAGCAUUAUCGAGCUAAGAUUGUGACUAAACGAAAUGACUCUAGAUUAAAUAACCAUCAACAACUUCAGCUCCAAGGAUGGAGAGCUAACUGUGAUAUUCAAGUUGUUAUUGAUCACUAUGCUUGUGUUGAAUAUCUCACAAAAUAUGCAGCGAAAGGUGAGCCAAGAUCACCUAUAUUAAAACAAGCAUUCAAUUCUAUUGUGCAAAAUGUUGACUGUAAUACUGACCCUCGUAGAGUUAUUAAGAAGGUAGUUCUGAAAUCUCUUGGUGAAAGAGAUUAUGCAGCUCAAGAGACAAUGCAUCAUUUGUUGUCUUUAAAACUCCACAGCUCAUCCUUUAAAGUAAUGCCAGUUAGUCUAAAUGGUUCACGUAGAGUGCGUGAUGCUGCAAGUAUUGAAGAGAGUGAAUCGUGCACCGAUUAUUCACUUCUUGAUGUCUAUGCUAAUCGUGAACAAUAUGAGAGUUCACAAAAUAUAAUAAAUAUGAACUUUGUUCAAUUUGCGACAACAUAUAAAGUUGUUAAUAACAAUGAACUGACAAAAUUGCCAGAGAAUGUUAUACCGCGAAUAUUUCCAACAUAUUCUCCUAAUCCCAAAGGUCCAAAUUUUGGCCUAUAUUGUAAGUAUCAACUUUUGAGGUAUAAACCAUGGAGAACAACCCAAAAUAAUGCAUGGGGUGACCAAGAACCAACUGACGAGGUUCUGAUCAAUUGUUGGCAUGAAUUUUUACAAACACCUUAUGGACAGUCUAAUGUCCCAGACUGGUUUGAUAAAUUACAAGCUGUCAUUCAAAGCUAA
Molecule: messenger RNA, 3573 nt
Organism: Paramuricea clavata
Lineage: Eukaryota; Metazoa; Cnidaria; Anthozoa; Malacalcyonacea; Plexauridae
Source: the annotation of a GenBank genome assembly